Molecule: messenger RNA, 495 nt
Organism: Nestor notabilis (Kea)
Lineage: Eukaryota; Metazoa; Chordata; Aves; Psittaciformes; Psittacidae
Gene: IQCC
Product: IQ motif containing C
Exons: 3
Source: RefSeq, a predicted model, not a curated record
GAGCCAGCACAAGGGAACUGCUCAAGUCCACGUGAGGCUGCACCAAGUGGCAAGGCCAGCACAGAAAAACCACAGGAGGAGCUGGACGCCUCUGAGCCAGAACGGGACCAGGGCUGCAGCAGCGUGAAUCCUACAGCCCGGCUGCUGAGCGAGAAGGGGCUGAGCCCCGCGGGUGCAGGAGAUGCAGUGACCCCCCUGAAUCUCAAGGCUGAUGCUGAUGAACACCCUGAAAAGGGGUGCAGUGCCCCAGCGGAGAGCAAGGGCUGGCAGAACAACAGCACCAUGUCCUCUGACCUGGAGGCAGAGUCCCUUGAAGCCUGCCUGGAAAUUCCACUUGUGGACAUAAAGGAGCUUCCUCAGACUCGGUCUGGUCUCCAGUCCUACCGGAACCACUUGGUCAUGGAGCUGCUGUGGUUGGAACAAGCUAUUGUCAGCCGUAAAAAUUUCUUGACGCUGAAACAGAAGCUGGGGACACCCCGAGGAGGACCUUCCUGA